Gorilla gorilla gorilla (western lowland gorilla) is the source of this 2571-nucleotide messenger RNA. RefSeq names its product F-box and leucine rich repeat protein 20 (gene FBXL20). Lineage: Eukaryota; Metazoa; Chordata; Mammalia; Primates; Hominidae. The record is from RefSeq and is a predicted model, not a curated record. Gene Ontology annotation, cellular component: SCF ubiquitin ligase complex. The transcript is spliced from 15 exons. Bases 386 to 1702 code for a protein of 438 amino acids. Gene Ontology annotation, biological process: SCF-dependent proteasomal ubiquitin-dependent protein catabolic process. Gene Ontology annotation, molecular function: protein binding.
CCAUUGGGCGCCGGCGGCGGCCGAGCAAGGAAAACCAAAGGCUCUUCGGUCUCGCCCGCCCCACCCCCACGGACGCGCGCCCCGACCCCGGCCAAAGGAAGGGUUGCCCGGCUCCAGCCCUGCACCCCCGACCCCCGGCCUCAGGUGCAGCUCCGCAGCCAUCCCCGGACCAGGGCGGGCACUUGGCCUGUUGCUCAGCGCAACCACCCUCGCCCUCCCGAGCCAUGCACAGGGAGGCAAGCGUCCGGCCCCGGCCCCCCAGGCCUCCCUGCAGCACCCCGUAAUGUAAUACAUUGGGGCGGGGGAGGCGGCGGCGGCGGCAACCGCGGAGGCGGCGGCGGCAGCCGCACUGCCCCAAUCUAGACACAUCCAGAAGAGGAGGAAAAUGGCUCCGAGCAGGGACCGCCUGCUGCACUUUGGGUUCAAGGCGACAAUGUUCUCAAAUAGUGAUGAAGCUGUAAUCAAUAAAAAACUUCCCAAAGAACUCCUGUUACGGAUAUUUUCUUUUCUAGAUGUUGUUACCCUGUGCCGCUGUGCUCAGGUCUCCAGGGCCUGGAAUGUUCUGGCUCUGGAUGGCAGUAACUGGCAGCGAAUUGACCUAUUUGAUUUCCAGAGGGAUAUUGAGGGCCGAGUAGUGGAGAAUAUUUCAAAACGAUGUGGGGGCUUUUUACGAAAGUUAAGUCUUCGUGGAUGUCUUGGAGUGGGAGACAAUGCAUUAAGAACCUUUGCACAAAACUGCAGGAACAUUGAAGUACUGAAUCUAAACGGGUGUACAAAGACAACAGACGCUACAUGUACUAGCCUUAGCAAGUUCUGUUCCAAACUCAGGCACCUUGACUUGGCUUCCUGUACAUCAAUAACAAACAUGUCUCUAAAAGCUCUGAGUGAGGGAUGUCCACUGUUGGAGCAGUUGAACAUUUCCUGGUGUGACCAAGUAACCAAGGAUGGCAUUCAAGCACUAGUGAGGGGCUGUGGGGGUCUCAAGGCCUUAUUCUUAAAAGGCUGCACGCAGCUAGAAGAUGAAGCUCUCAAGUACAUAGGUGCACACUGCCCUGAACUGGUGACUUUGAACUUGCAGACUUGCUUGCAAAUCACAGAUGAAGGUCUCAUUACUAUAUGCAGAGGGUGCCAUAAGUUACAAUCCCUUUGUGCCUCUGGCUGCUCCAACAUCACAGAUGCCAUCCUGAAUGCUCUAGGUCAGAACUGCCCACGGCUUAGAAUAUUGGAAGUGGCAAGAUGUUCUCAAUUAACAGAUGUGGGCUUCACCACUCUAGCCAGGAAUUGCCAUGAACUUGAAAAGAUGGACCUGGAAGAGUGUGUUCAGAUAACAGAUAGCACAUUAAUCCAACUUUCUAUACACUGUCCUCGACUUCAAGUAUUGAGUCUGUCUCACUGUGAGCUGAUCACAGAUGAUGGAAUUCGUCACCUGGGGAAUGGGGCCUGCGCCCAUGACCAGCUGGAGGUGAUUGAGCUGGACAACUGCCCACUAAUCACAGAUGCAUCCCUGGAGCACUUGAAGAGCUGUCAUAGCCUUGAGCGGAUAGAACUCUAUGACUGCCAGCAAAUCACACGGGCUGGAAUCAAGAGACUCAGGACCCAUUUACCCAAUAUUAAAGUCCACGCCUACUUCGCACCUGUCACUCCACCCCCAUCAGUAGGGGGCAGCAGACAGCGCUUCUGCAGAUGCUGCAUCAUCCUAUGACAAUGGAGGUGGUCAACCUUGGCGAACUGAGUAUUUAAUGACACUUCUAGAGCUACCGUGGAGUCUCUCCAGUGGAAGCAACCCCAGUGUUCUGAGCAAGGGUUACAAAGUGAGGGAGGGCAGUGUCCAGAUCCCCAGAGCCACACAUACAUACACAUACACACCCUUACCCCCAUCCACUCUAGCUUUGUGACCAUGGGACUGAAGUUUGUGAUGGCUUUUUUAUCAAGUAGAUUGGUAAAAUUUAACCAUUCUUGUUGAGGUGCCCAUAAGAAAAUCAUAGGCCAAGAUAGGGAGGGGCAUUCCGGCAAACCCCGUGUUAAUGCUACUGUGGUUUUUAAAUUUUUGUCUAGGGGUUUCUUUGGGGAUUUUAGAACAGCAUCUGCUGUCCUCCGGGGUCAAGAAAAGCAUGGAAAGACAAUAUAUGAUGUACCCAGGGACCAGAAAGAAAAUUUCUUUGCAUCUUAGAAAUGGUAGACAUUCAUUGUGACUACAGAGCUUCUAUGCUUCCUUGUUUCCAUGCCAACAUGCUGAGCAUGCUCACAAAGAAGGCUUGUCCAUUCCUCCUGUGUUUUAGUAUUUGGCCCAGAGGUUUCCUAAAUGGUUGCAUUGAAAUCACUGUGGUCCAAAUGUAAUUCUUACACACUCAAAUUAUCACUGUCUGUAGCACACUUGUGCACCUGUCUUACGUUCUCUGUUGCUCCCCCCCCACACUCUUGCUCAGUCUGUCACCUGUUCAGUCUGCUUACUCACUCAAUUGUUACCUUUUUGCUGUUGUCGUGUUUACAGUUUGCAUUUUGAAUGAUUAGUUGGGAUUACCAAACAUUUUUUAAAAAGAUAUUAUCAAUAAAUAUUUUUUUAAUUCUAAA